AUGAGCGCCUCGAAGGGCGCCAGCACCAGCGCCGCGGGGCCUUCUGAUUCGCCCGCGCAGACGGGUACGCAGGCGACGGAGGCGGACACGCAAAACCGGGAGGACGCCGGACGUACGUCCCCAGGGAACUCAGAGACUGAGGAAGACACACGGAUGGCCACCAUCAGGAGUGUGCAAAUGGCAUUCCGUCUGGUCGACGACCCUUCGAAUCCGGACGCCGAUCUGAACUCUCCGCGCAAGCGAAUCGACUCUCUCAUCCACCAGAAGACGCUGGAGAAGGAGGACAUAGUCGACCGAGGAGUGCAGAAGCUGCCCUCGGUGCGGCCAGAACCUUGGUUCGCGGUCAAGACGGACGUGCUGAACUUCGUGAAGCAGACCUUCGAGGAAGUCCAGGACCUUUUGGACGCGCUCGCGCCGGCGGCGAGACCCGACAUGACCGACUUGGAAGCGGGCCGUUGGACGAUAGACAGGAACGACGUCCUUAUUCGUAACUUGACCCAUGCGCGUACUCUGUCUGCCUUGCAUCUAGCGUGGUCAGCUAUCAGUACCCGAGCGGCAGUCGCUCUUCAGGAGUACCGCAAGAUGCGAAGCCGAGCGGAAGCGCUAGCGCAGGGCCGCCAUCCUCCUUUCAUGUCCCCUAUCACUACUCCAUCCAGCGUCUACCGAGAGCUUGACGAGAUCUCCAACCCCGAAGAGCAGCUGAAGUACGUGGUAGGAGCGGUGCCGGGGUAUAAGGACAAGGACGAGUAUAACCCGGACGCACCAAGCGCAUAUCGGAGGCGCUUCAUGGGAAAGACGUUCGAAGAGAUGACCGUCGUCCCUCGAGAGCUCAACAACGCCUUCCCGGAACGGCGCCCCGAAUGGAAUCCGCCGCUCAAGUACUACGUGGAUGGCGAGCGGUUUGAGCACGACGGCAAAUCGGAGACGGGGAAUCCUCUCGCGGGCUACCUGGAAUAUGUGCCGCCCAGGAGGAGCGGCAAAGGGAAGCAGAGAGCCGAGUUCGUCGCUGACGCGAGGAGCGGGUCACUGUCGGAGAGAGAGAGAGAAGACUCGUCGAGCGAGAGAAGAAGAACACGCGAAGAAAGCGCUUCGCGAAGGGAAAGGUCGCCCCGCCGAGAUGACUACAGGCGACGCGAACGCUCCCCCCGCCGAGAACGUUCACCGCUCCGUCGGCGGCAGUCGGGUAUCGGCGCAUUGGCGGGGGAUCUGAGACCUACCGCUUAUGUUCCGCCCCACAAGCAGCUAGGCUUCGAGUCGAUCUCGACCGCGCGGUACGCGCGACGCGCAGAAGGCAGUUCCAGUCGCGAAAGGGACGCGCCGCCGCAUCAGUCCAAGUCGAGGGGCAACGCGGAUGACGCAGACUGGAGGAGGAAACCAGAGAAGGAUCGACGGGACUCGAGGCGCAAACUCACGAGCGGUCCGCCAAGUCAGCGAAGCAGAGGCCGUCGGGAGGAACGUAAGCGAUCAGGCAGAGGGGGACCACCUCUGAUGGGAUCGUACGCUCACGAAAGACGCGAAGUACAGUCUAGCUAG
This is a messenger RNA of Schizophyllum commune H4-8, 1533 nucleotides long. RefSeq lists its product as uncharacterized. The coding region runs from base 1 to 1533 and encodes 510 amino acids. The transcript has a single exon. Lineage: Eukaryota; Fungi; Basidiomycota; Agaricomycetes; Agaricales; Schizophyllaceae. The record is from RefSeq and is a predicted model, not a curated record.